Messenger RNA from Clonostachys solani, 585 nucleotides. The record is from the annotation of a GenBank genome assembly. Lineage: Eukaryota; Fungi; Ascomycota; Sordariomycetes; Hypocreales; Bionectriaceae.
AUGGCAUCACGCGAAAAUUCAGAACUAGUGGGGAAUAUAAAUCCAGAAGAUAUUCCAGACCUUGGCUCUGAUGAUGAACCAUGUGUUGAUGAUGUUGAGCCACCGACUGAGGAAGAGAUGCAAUUAUGGUGGUCAGCAAGGUACGACAGCAGCCUUGUUAAGCCUAUUAAAGAGCCUCUCACUGCACCUUGGGGUCUAUCAGUCAGCAGCAAAGAUUUAGAGAAGCUUAAGGCUGGGUUUCGAACACGUUCUAUGGAUGAUAAGUGGGAUCUACUGGUUGAGGACCCUAAUGAACAAGGCAAUAUUUCUCUACAUAUUCUUCGAAACUGGGCAUACGCUGAAUACUUUAUACUUUAUAUUGUGAGUAAUGAAGACAGCGGGGGUGCAGUGAUUCAAGAUAUUACCUGGGAAGGGAAUAAUGAUGGGUUUCGAUGUGAGGUAGAGCAAGCUCAGAAGGAAGCUGUGGUAUUGUGCAGACUCUUCCUCAAAUGCGAGUUUGAGACGGUCCCUCAAUACCCUUCCUCGGUUAUAUGGAGCCCUGAAGGUUACAAGAAACUGGAGGCGCAACAGGACCACUCUGCCUAG